Messenger RNA from Paralichthys olivaceus (Japanese flounder), 1521 nucleotides. RefSeq names its product anti-silencing function 1Ba histone chaperone (gene asf1ba). The record is from RefSeq and is a predicted model, not a curated record. Gene Ontology annotation, biological process: DNA replication-dependent chromatin assembly. NCBI's taxonomy places the organism in Eukaryota, Metazoa, Chordata, Actinopteri, Pleuronectiformes, Paralichthyidae. Gene Ontology annotation, cellular component: nucleus; chromatin. Gene Ontology annotation, molecular function: histone binding.
UCCUGUGAUGGGGCAGCUGCUCGUCCGCGUGCCUCUUGCCGUAGGCGCGGUAACACGGUCAAAGCGGCGGGAGAGCGGUUCACGCGCUCACCUUUCAUUGGAGCUGUGUUUGUUGAACAUUAACUAAACAAACAGUGUGAAUUCUGUCGUAAAAACGAGACUCCACUCGGGUAAGAGUCUGCACAGGUCUCCGUAGCGCCGCUGGUUUGUCUCCCGUUGUGGUCGUGUCGCGUUUAAAGCUUUCCCCGGGAAACUGGUUUGAUUUGCGCUUAGCUCGCUGCAGCGCUCCCGCAACAAUGGCGAAGGUGCAGGUCCUGAAUGUGGCGGUGCUGGAUAACCCGAGUCCCUUCAGGAACCCCUUCCAGUUUGAGAUAACGUUCGAGUGUAUGGAGGACCUCCCCGAAGACCUGGAAUGGAAGAUUAUCUAUGUUGGAUCAGCAGAGAGUGAAGAAUAUGACCAAAUCCUUGACUCUGUCCUGGUUGGACCUGUACCUGCUGGGAGACAUAUGUUUGUAUUUCAGGCUGAUGCUCCAAACACUGGAUUGAUCCCUGAAAGUGAUGCUGUUGGUGUAACUGUGGUGCUGAUUACCUGUACAUAUCGUGGCCAGGAAUUCAUUCGCAUUGGUUACUAUGUGAACAACGAAUACACAGAUCCUGAGCUUCGUGAAAAUCCGCCAAUCAAACCAGACUACACUCAGCUUCAGAGAAAUAUUCUGGCGUCAAACCCACGUGUUACCAGGUUCCAUAUAAACUGGGAAGGCUGUGCAGAGAGAAUGGAAGACUCUGAAAAUGUGGAUCCUUCGUCAAACUCCAUGCUCCCUCCAUCCUGUCUCCCGGGCAAGGCCCCGCCCUUGGGGAUACUACCGGAUAAUUCCAUGGACUGCUUAUAGAGACAACCCAGAAGACGUAGCGAUGAUCCAAAAGGUGAUAUAUCACAGCUCGAGACCUUAUUAUUGAAGAAUGCCUGUGGACAUUCCAGUGUGGAUGUACAAACAUCUUUGCCUUAAAGCUGCACUUAUUUCAAUGAGGCUUGUUGUCACAAAUGAACUCUCACCUCCUUGGCAUCAGAUGAGGGUUUGUUCUAAGGUUCUAAGAUUUUGAACAUCUCGAAUAAUCAUCACUUAUCGCUGGGGAGUUCCUUACCAUGAUGCUGAAAGCAAUAUGGAAAUAGUUAAACUCAUGGAAGGAAAAACAGCAGCUAAGAAAUACUGCAGCUGGACUGAAACAAACAGAACGCUGUGGUGAGAUUGUUUUUUCUUCUGAUUUUGUUGGUGCAAAAUAAAUUUGUACCCAUUUAAGAGGAUUUCAGCACUGAAGCAAUAGGCAAAUAAAUUGCAAUGUGUUUCUGUACAAGAAUGGCAUUAUCUGCCAUUACGUUUGUGUUCAAAUUCCUGAAGCACUUCAAACAUUUUCCCACUUACAUUGUGGAGUUUGGGAUGGGCUUUGUGUGGGCUGUAUCACUUCAUCUGUGUUUUUUCUGUUUGCAGUUUUGUGUUCCAAAUAAAAGAACAUUGUAUUUGU